This is a messenger RNA of Rubroshorea leprosula, 520 nucleotides long. The record is from the annotation of a GenBank genome assembly. NCBI's taxonomy places the organism in Eukaryota, Viridiplantae, Streptophyta, Magnoliopsida, Malvales, Dipterocarpaceae.
CAUCGAAAUUCUGUUUUUUGAGCUCCCCUCGUUCUCAGCUCUGGUCUCCUCCACCUUCGCAUGGCUGACUCCGAACAUUCCUCCUCUGAUGACACUAAUGCUGAUUCUCAAGAGGAAACGAAUGAAGGAUCAAAGUUGGAAUUCUCCGAAGAUGAGGAAACACUAAUAAUAAGGAUGUAUAAUCUAGUUGGGGAGAGGUGGGCUCUAAUUGCUGGGAGGAUUCCUGGAAGGACAGCCGAGGAAAUUGAGAAGUACUGGAAUACCAGGCACUCCACAAGUGAAUGAAUUGAUGGAUGGCUGACUUCUGUUGAAAAAUGUAGACACUAGUACUAGAUGGAAUAUCAGGGGCUUAAUUCAUUUUCUUGUUCACAAAUUUUCUUCUCUUUGCAUGUGACUGUGCAGUGUUAAUGUAAAGGUAUUUUUUUUCCUAAGUUAAAUUGGGGAAUAUCUCCAUCCAUAUGACUAUAAGGUAGAUUCCCUAGUGAAAAAUCACUCUUCUACAUAAAUUUUGGACUUCUAU